Molecule: messenger RNA, 824 nt
Organism: Cryptococcus deneoformans JEC21
Lineage: Eukaryota; Fungi; Basidiomycota; Tremellomycetes; Tremellales; Cryptococcaceae
Exons: 3
Coding region: 296-634 (112 amino acids)
Source: RefSeq, a predicted model, not a curated record
GGAGAAGUUGCAUCAAUUAUGUUGCUCCAACACUAUUUACAUCAUCACAGAUCAACCCGACGUCAUAUUGUUAUCUCUCAAGGCUUGCACACCGCUCUAACGUGUUGGACAAGUAGUAAGAGAUACUCAUAUCAUCUGUCAGAUGAAGUGACCAGAUCCAAUAAUAGUCAAACAGUACAGAUUAGAAGUUGACCUUUUUUCAGUUCACUUUUAUCUUCACUCUUCCUUGCCCUAUCCAUUGAGCAAUAAUACCAUUUUGAACUCCUAGAAACCAGAGCAGCACGCAUCACACACAAUGACAGCCUUGUCCUCUUCCCUUCACCGCGACAAUCAGCAAAGUCUUCCGAGGAGGGCGUCUUCAAAGAGUGAUAGAAGGCUUGCAAGCGGUGCACCUAAUGUCUCAACUUCUUCGUCCACUGCCUCUCAAUCAACCCUUGGAGAUUAUAACCUUGAAGGUGAAGAAUUACCUUACUCGGAGACAUUGGAGAAGAAAAAGAGGAAGUACUCGGAGAAGCUGUAUCAGUGGACUCAGGAGAUGUGGAACAAUACAAAACAAGACAUGGAUCGUCGUUCCUCGGUAUCAUCUUCAGAGGACUCCGCCGACAUCUACAAAGCCCACAAUGAAUCCAAAUAAUGCAAUCGACUUGCUGGUACCUCCAUCUUGUCCAUGGGGAUUUCGUGUUCGCUUUCCACAUUAUCGGCAUAGCUUCAUGGAUGGGUCGUUGUCAUCUGUAAUAUAAUACCCACAGCGAAUUUAAUCGUGUCUAUAGAUUUUGAGAAGUUAUUGUAAGCAGUCAACGGUGUAGCCUAUGCAAUAGAUUCUG